GCGCGGGCGGGUCGGGGAGGGGCUCGCGGGGCGCCCCAGGCCCGCCGGGCAGCGCGGGGACGGCCGGCCUGCGGGAGGCUGGCCUGCAGUUGCAGGUGGACGCCGUUCGUGCCCCCGCUUUCGGGAUGAAGACGCGGGACGCGGCGAGUGGAGUCACCGGAAGGAGCCGAGCGGAAGCGCAGCGCGGGGUGGGGCCCACGGCGCCUGAUCCAGGGCCCUGCACCCAGCGGGGCUCCGGUACGAUCCUGGUGCCAGGGCUUGCUGAGAUGCCCGUCAUGGUGGACGAUGUCAUGAAGCUGCUGUGCUCCAUUUCUGAACAGAAGAAAAUGAAGGCUGCCGUCAAGCACUCAGGGAGGGGCGCCCUAGUCACAGGGGCUGUGGCCUUUGUUGGUGGCUUGGUUGGUGGCCCGCCUGGACUAGCCCUGGGGGGCGCCGUCGGGGGCAUGUUAGGUGCCUGGAUGACAAGUGGGCAGUUCAAGCCAAUUCCGCAGAUCCUAAUGGAGCUGCCGCCCGCUGAGCAGCAGAAGCUGGUGAACGAGGCCACCAACAUCCUCAGGCACCUGGAGUGGACGGAUGCUGUGCAGCUGACCCUGCUGGUCAUGGGCAGUGAGGCCCUACAGCAGAAGCUCCUGGCCAUGCUGGUGGGCUACGUUUCCAAGGAGCUGAAUGCUGAAGUGUGCUAUGACGACUAGGCCGCCCGUCGGAGGGGCUCUGGGAGGCGACAAGAGCUGGGGUGCCAGUCAUCGUGUGUUACCUUAAGCUGCAGUGACAGCUCCUGCGGGACAGGCGUCCGCUGUCCUGUGUCAUGUUCUGGGAAUUCUCAGUGAAGACCUGGGGCUGGGAAGCCGGUGAGCAGCACAGGCGGCCUGUUGCCGAAGUGGCGGGAGCUUUCCGAGUCCGCCCUCCUGGCAUGGAGCGUGGAGGAAGGUCCCGUGUUCAGCUUCUCAGCCGUGAACAUGGCUUCUGUCCGAGCCCCUGGUGACUGGUCCCCCUCCGGGCCCAGGGUCUCGGAACCAGGGAGCCGCCCUCCUGGAAUCCUGUUUGCCUCCCAGCCCCUUCCCAGUGGCCUCACGAGGGACAAGGUCAGGGACACACAGGCCACUCCAUCCAGCCACGUGCCUUCGUCCGCCCCAUCUGAGUCCUGCGUUUUAAAUGCAUCACUUUCAGUAACGGGCAGCGCUGCUUCUGAAGUCACCAGAUCACCAACCAUCUCUGAGUUAUGUCCCUGCCCUAACGUUUCCCUAACACUGUAGCCCCUGCUUUUAUGCUUUCACAGCCACCACAGGCCGCUCAUCCAAGUGCAGUCAGCUUCUCUGAACGGCGCUUCUCCCACGUUGGUCCUGGGAAGCACCCCUCACAUUGGGAGUCCUUCACUGGUUCCCAGUGUCGGGGAACCAGGGGCGGGUGCCGGGUUUGUGGCUUUAAACAACGAAAGACAGCCCGACCCCAGUGCCGACCCCAGUGCCAGCCCUGCCUCUCCACGCCCUGUGCUGCCAGGGAGUGUGCUCUCCCGUUUCCUCUAGCAACCACAGCGCCAGGGCGCAGACUUGGGGCCUCUCCAGGGACAGCAGCAGUGCCGGCCCCCCUGGGGGUGUGGGGGGAGGCACUCCUGUGAAAUGGAGUCAGAGCUCCUGUGUGUGAAACAAACUUCAGGACGAAUUAGAACACACGGUGCUUAAGGAACGACGGAGCGUUUGUGUCUCAGAAAUUUCUCUCCAGCCACAGUCCUGGAGCUGAGGCCGUGGCCUUCCUCAUAUAUGUGCUGUGUGAGUGAUGGGGGCCGGCGGGGGCCUCUAGAUGAUUCUCCUAACUCAGGGGGGGCAACCGGGGGGUUGGGGACCUCCCCCAUUCAUGACUCAGGUGUUGGGUCCUCUCCUGCCAGGCCCAGGGACAUGGUCCCAGCUCAGAGGUCCCACACCAAUGUCCACUGAAGCCCCUCUCCGGCCGGCCUAUCUUUACAGCUGGGAAAACUGCCCUGGGAGGGGAGGUCCCACUCCCGACCAGGUGGGGUCGGACGCACAUGCCUUGUGAGCCACCCUUGCCUUGCCGGUCCCGGGGUGACUUGUGGUCAGCUUUGGACACAAGAGGGCCCCCCAGACCUUGAGUCCCCUCUCCAGCAGGCACUGAAGGCACUUUCCUUUUUCCCCCUCAGGCUCUCCAUCAGCUCCUGUGGUUUUAGUAUUUGUACUUAGUAUUUAUUUGUAAAAAUCUCUACUUAUUUAUAUUUGAAUAGGCCACACCAGCCUGGUACAAAACUUAGAAGACACAGAGAGACAAACGUAAAAGGAAGGCUUUCUCUUACACCGACGCCUGCCCCAGCCCCUCCCACGACACAGCCACCUAAGUCACCACUUGCUUGUGUAUUAACUCUGUUUAAAAUGGUCUUCGAAAAAGAUUCAUUUCUUUUUAUUUAUCAAUGUUUAUUGCUGAAAAAUUAGAAAAUCCAGAAGAGUGUAAUGAAAUAAAAAACACUACAAAAACCAUUACCAUUCAGGGAAACACUGUUACCAAGUGUGGUGUAUUCUGUGCAAAUCUUUUAAUGCUGUGUGUCUGUUCCUAACAUAUUUGCAUUCUUGCUAUUUAGACUCUUGGCACACUUUCCAAUUAACAUUAGUGAUGUAACUUCAAUUCUUGUAAACGUGUGUGAUGGCUGUAUAAUAUCCACGGCACUUAGCUGUUCCCCUGGUGUGGCUUCCUCUGUAGGUUUUUAUUAUUAUAAUGCUGGGUGAACAUU
Messenger RNA from Hipposideros armiger (great roundleaf bat), 2734 nucleotides. RefSeq names its product protein C19orf12 homolog. The transcript has 3 exons. The record is from RefSeq and is a predicted model, not a curated record. The coding region runs from base 126 to 692 and encodes 188 amino acids. NCBI's taxonomy places the organism in Eukaryota, Metazoa, Chordata, Mammalia, Chiroptera, Hipposideridae.